AUGUUGCUCAAUAUUUAUUUAUUUUGCUUCUUGUUCUUUGGAUAUUUGAUUGUAGCAUUCUGCCAAUGUCCUUCACAGUGCAGCUGUACCUUUCGCAAUCGUAGUGAUGGCCUCAAGACAAGAACUGUUCUGUGUAACAACCCAGAAAUGACAUCGAUACCGAACAACAUCCCGACUGAAACAUUAAAGCUGGUGAUUGAAAAGACACCCAUCAGGCGAGUUUCAACCCAAGCGUUUUCCUCGCUCUCCAGUUUGGAGUAUCUUUGGUUGUCUUGUAACUCCAUCAGCAAUUUCAAUGGGCAGAGUUUGCAGGAUAUGGUGACUUUACGAGAGCUCCGGCUGGAUGGCAAUGCCCUCUCAUCCUUCCCGUGGGAAGCACUCUCCUACAUUCCACAACUUCGGCUGCUUGAUUUGCAUGGUAACAGACUCCGUUCAUUCCCCAUCCAGGCAAUUGCUCACAUCAGAAACAUCACCUACCUGGAUUUAUCAAGUAACAGGCUGACCACAAUCUCAUCAGAGACGAUUUUAACAUGGCUGAGUCCUCCGUUACUAGCCAAUCCAAAUUCACCAACUGACAAUUCCAAACUUAUCAUUGGCCUACAAGACAAUCCUUGGCAAUGUGACUGCAGACUCUCAGAGCUGGUGCAUUUUUCUAAAAUCUACAACCCAUCUGUAGCAUUCAUCGAUUCUCGAUUGGUAUGUUCAGGGCCAGAAAACCUCUCGGGAUCUCUCUUUAGUGAUACGAAGCUGAGAAAGUGCCAGAGUCCAGUUGUUCACACCUUCAAAGCUAAGAUGAUCACAACUGUGGGGAGCACCGUGUCACUUCGGUGUGAAACAAAGGGUAACCCCAUUCCUGAACUCAGCUGGAGCAGACAAAAUGGGGGCCAGCUGAAUGGAACAGUGAUCCAGGACGAUUCUGACCAGGAACUAAGGUGGUCUACACUCAGUCUAGCCUCAUCAUCUUAUGAAGACUCUGGAAAAUAUGUAUGUAGUGCCAGGAAUUUGGUAGGGAGUUCAAAUGCUUCUGUUUCCCUUCUCGUAAUAGAUUCUGUCAGUACAUCGGUACCGAUGACUAGUAGCGUACCCAAACAAAUCAAGGCCAGAAAAAUGAAAAUUCAAAGGGCAGCAGUGCGAAAUCGAAAGCUUAUGGUCAGAUAUAUAGACACAGGGACAUCCACCAUGACCCCAACUGGGCACAACCCUUCUGCUUACAUUGAUGUACAGAGUUAUAAAAUCACUCGAAAUGAGGAUUCAUCUGGGAUUAUUGCCCCGAAGGUGAAUUCGCUGCCUAAUGAAUUAAUGGAAGAUCGAAGAAGUAUUGAUGACCCCAAUAAUAUGACAUCCAACCCAAUUUCCACGCAACAGGAGCCAGAACGCAUAGUCAGAUCUGUUAGGGUGAUAGGAGACACUUAUCAUACUGUUACUUUGGCUUGGAGAUCACCAAAGGCUACAAACAUCACAACUUUUAGCAUCCUUUAUGCUAUAUUUGGGGAAAAAGACAUGCGAAGAAUCAAUGUUGGCCCUGGAAAGACCAAAAUAACCAUUGAUGGCUUAAUGCCACAGACCAAAUACAUCGCCUGUGUUUGCGUCAAAGGAUUAAUCCCCAAGAAAAAGCAGUGUGUGAUCUUUUCUACAGAUGAAGCAGCUAAUGCCAGUGGGACUCAGAAGCUGAUUAAUGUGGUGGUUAUCACAGUAGCAUGUGUGAUUGCAGUGCCUCUCACCCUCAUCGUCUGCUGUGGGGCUCUGAAGAGGCGUUUCAGGAAGUUUCUGAUGAAAGCCCAGAAAGAGGAGUACCAAAAUGAUUCAUAUGUUACUUUUGAAAGCCUAGCAUCGGGGCCAAAGCCCAAUGGCACAGAGGUAGAAGAGUACCUUGCCAGGCACAACGAGUCCAAUAGGCUUCUCUCACCACGAUCCAGUUCAGAUUCUGAAGAAACAACCAAAAGCGAACCACAGCAAAAUGAAUAUUUCUGCUGA
Callorhinchus milii (elephant shark) is the source of this 1974-nucleotide messenger RNA. Its product is annotated as leucine-rich repeat, immunoglobulin-like domain and transmembrane domain-containing protein 1. NCBI's taxonomy places the organism in Eukaryota, Metazoa, Chordata, Chondrichthyes, Chimaeriformes, Callorhinchidae. The transcript has 4 exons. Gene Ontology annotation, cellular component: endoplasmic reticulum membrane. Bases 1 to 1974 code for a protein of 657 amino acids. The record is from RefSeq and is a predicted model, not a curated record. Gene Ontology annotation, molecular function: protein binding.